AUGCCUCGGCCGUACAUCCCAAUCAAGACAGUGGAUGCGCCUAAGAAAGUUGCACGCCACAUCCAGGCCGAGUACGCGCGCACGACGGUGAUCGCGCACAUGUCCUCGCCGACCACGGGCGGACACCCCGGUUGGGGCAAGCCGGGAACGGAGUGGGAUGGUGUUCACUUCCGAAGCUACAUUCUGGCGACGGUACCAACGAUGCAGGAGCUGCUGCUUCCUAGUGUCAAGCUUCGCCGAUCGGACGUCAGCGAGCUCGUCCCCGCUGCAAAGUCGUUAGAUCCGAACGACUCCGUCCUCCCUACCUUCGUGGCGAGCUACGUCACAUUGGUCCAGAAGGCGCUGUACGCGGGCGAAGAGCCGAGCCAGAAGGACGCACACGCGACACAGAUCUGUCUCCAGGUCGUCAAGAAUCUGGUCGACAUCAAGCGAAAGCGCGCCGCUGGUGCUGGGCAUGCUGGUGCUGGUGCUACAGCUGCGGCUGGCACUCGCGCUGACAUUGCUUCGCCGCACGCACACUUCACCUCACCGCCCACAGCGUUGCCGGGACGCAUGCUCGAGGGCCACAUCUAG
This is a messenger RNA of Trichosporon asahii var. asahii CBS 2479, 573 nucleotides long. RefSeq lists its product as uncharacterized. The transcript is spliced from 3 exons. The record is from RefSeq and is a predicted model, not a curated record. Bases 1 to 573 code for a protein of 190 amino acids. NCBI's taxonomy places the organism in Eukaryota, Fungi, Basidiomycota, Tremellomycetes, Trichosporonales, Trichosporonaceae.